GCAGGGCGGGGCGCGGGGGCACUCCCGGUGCCCGGGACGGGAGGGGCUUGGACCCGCUCCGCUCCACGCGGGGCCACCGAGUCRGUGGCGGUCCGGUCCCGAUCCGGGUCCGCGCUGUCUCUCCCGGUGCCGCCGCUCUCCGGUCCCGGUCCGGUCCCGGUCCGCGCUGUCCUUCUAGCACCGGGACACAGCUCCCAUCUCCUCCUCAGCAUAAUGGCCUGCCAAGAGAGCGAGUACCUGGAUGACCAGAAGAAAUGCGUCCCCUGCAGAAAGUGCAUGCCCGGGCAGGAGCUUUCCAAGGACUGCGGUGACGGCAGCGGCGGGGACGCACAGUGUGUGCCCUGCCCUCCCAGGAAGUUCAAGGACCACUGGGGACAUCACCGCUGCGAGCGCUGCCUGUCCUGYGCCCUCAUCAACCGCUUCCAGAAAUCCAACUGCACAGCCACGACCAACACGGUCUGCGGGGAGUGCCUGCCGGGGUUUUACCGGAAGGCACAGAUCAGCGGGCAGCUGGAGCAGCAGUGCAUUCCCUGCACCAAGCAGACGCCAUCCUCCGAGCCGCAGUGUCGGUCCAGAACAAACCUGGUGAAGGUCGCUGUCCCCACUGUGCCACCACAGGACACGGCCCUCCUCGCACUGACCAGCAGCGCCCUGGUCAUCAUCGUCCUGGUGCUUCUGGCACUCUCCAUCAUCUACUGCAAGCGAUUCUGGAAAAGCCAGUGCCAGAGAGUCUUCCUGAGGACUCAGAACUUCUCGGGCCAGCGAGCAACRUUCCCGACGGCAGCAGCGCCCGGCAGGUUCCUGUGCGAGGAGCAGAUGUCUGGCCCCUGCUGCCUGGGUGUGAAGAACCUGAGCCCUUGCUACAGGCAGGCAGAAGGGCCCGUGGAAGUGGUGCAGUUCAUUUCAGACGGGGAAGCCGUGGGUCUGCAGCUCCCCUCUCUCCAGCAGGAGAUGGAUUUGCCACCAGCCAUUGCAGUCAGCRCUGCCUCCAAGGCCCAGCUGGGCAGGAGCCUCCUGGAAAGCCAGCCCCUCAUCCGGGCCUCGGGCCACGGYGACUGCCUGGAAGGGGUCCUGCCACCCCCCACGCCCAGGCAGGGCCGGCCGGGCACAGUGGAGGCUCUGGCYCCCCUUUCCUCCUGUGCCUCCGAGAUGCAGCACAAGUGGCCACAUGCACCAGUGGAGUGCACUGAGCUGGAUCUCCAGAAGUUCUCCACACAGGCAGAGUUUGUGGGUGGCGAGCGGCUGGAGGAUGCGGCAAGCCGGGCCAUGAGGAGGAUUCCAGCAGAGAGCGGGACUGUGGUGCAGGAGGGUGCUCAUCACUUGCCCACAGCUGAAAUCCCACCUGGGGAGCAGCCGGUGGAUGAUGCCCAGAGCCUGGUGACUCAGAUCAGCAGCACAGCCAAGGGUCUCCCCAUAGCGGAGCUGCCCCAUUCCUUGGUGCAGUCUCUUGCCUUCUUGUUGGACCCUUCCUUGAACGGCGUGAAGAACUUCAGCCACGUGGCGCUGGAGCUGGGGCUCAUGCCGCAGCUGCUGGGACGGAUUUCGGGCUUCGAGCAGCUGGUCACACACUUCACCUACKCAGGAGCUGCCGUCACUGUCCCGCUGCUGGCGCAGGCGCUGCAGCGGCUCCAGCGCUUUGACGCCUUGCUCCUGCUCUGYGACCACUUCACACUGAGCCCCACGCCGGACCGCCAGCGCUAGAGGGCAGGGAGGGACGGAGGAAGCUCCAUGCACUGUGUUACUGGUGUGGGAGAGGAUCUGGUGCAGUCACACAACCUCCCCGUGUGCAUGGCUGGAGAACACAGGGAUGGUGUUUGCAUCAUGGAACGGAAGGACACGACGGGGGCAUCCCUGCAAAAGGAUUCCAGGAAGCACAGCUGUGCCUUCUGCCAGCUCCAUGGCUUGCUCAGACUCCUCCAGAGGCUGUUUUCCUCUGUCUGUGGCACCCUUGCUGGUCAGUSGCUGCACUGUCCGUGCUGUGGUGCUCCAGCUCCGCAGUGAGCCCUGUCCUGCCCCGCUGUUGCCAURGGGUCCCUCAGCCAUGGGGCUCGGUUUCCAUGGGCCAUGCCCUCCUGUGAGCCC
Malurus melanocephalus (red-backed fairy wren) is the source of this 2082-nucleotide messenger RNA. RefSeq names its product ectodysplasin A2 receptor (gene EDA2R). Gene Ontology annotation, cellular component: plasma membrane. Gene Ontology annotation, biological process: tumor necrosis factor-mediated signaling pathway; positive regulation of JNK cascade; positive regulation of canonical NF-kappaB signal transduction. The record is from RefSeq and is a predicted model, not a curated record. Lineage: Eukaryota; Metazoa; Chordata; Aves; Passeriformes; Maluridae. Gene Ontology annotation, molecular function: tumor necrosis factor receptor activity; protein binding. Bases 214 to 1701 code for a protein of 495 amino acids. The transcript has 9 exons.